This is a messenger RNA of Ilyonectria robusta, 654 nucleotides long. Its product is annotated as ankyrin repeat-containing domain protein. Gene Ontology annotation, molecular function: protein binding. The record is from RefSeq and is a predicted model, not a curated record. The transcript has a single exon. Gene Ontology annotation, biological process: positive regulation of protein catabolic process; protein ubiquitination. Lineage: Eukaryota; Fungi; Ascomycota; Sordariomycetes; Hypocreales; Nectriaceae. The coding region runs from base 1 to 654 and encodes 217 amino acids.
AUGCGGCUGCUCCUUGAGCGGGGCGCCCACACCGAGGCGGCGGACGUGCGCGGCCGGACACCGCUGUGGAGGGCCGCUGAGAAAGGGCAUGAAGCCAUCGUGCGGCUGCUCCUUGAGCGGGGCGCCCACACCGAGGUGGCGGACGUGCGCGGCCGGACACCGCUGUGGAGGGCCGCUGAGAAAGGGCAUGAAGCCGUCGUGUGGCUGCUAUUCGACCGGGGCGCUCACACCGAGGCGCCGGACAUAUGGGGCCAGACGCCGCUAUGGAGGGCCGCUGAGAAAGGGCAUGAGGCCGUCGUGCGGCUGCUCCUCGACCGGGGCGCCCACGCCGAGGCGGCGGACAAGAUGUGGGGCCAGACGCCGCUAUGGCGGGCCGCCGAGGAAGGGCACGAGGCCGUCGUGCGGCUGCUCCUCGACCGGGGCGCCCACACCGAGGCGGCGGACAAGAUGUGGGGCCAGACGCCGCUGUGGAGGGCCGCUGAGAAAGGGCAUGAGGCCGUCGUGCGGCUGCUCCUCGACCGGGGCGCCCACGCCGAGGCGCCGGACAAGUGGGGCCAGACGCCGCUGUGGAGGGCCGCCGAGGAAGGGCACGAGGCCGUCGUGAGGCUCCUAGAAUUUUGGUGUGCUCAACUUUCGUCGACUACGUCACCUUAG